Molecule: messenger RNA, 282 nt
Organism: Funneliformis caledonium
Lineage: Eukaryota; Fungi; Glomeromycota; Glomeromycetes; Glomerales; Glomeraceae
Source: the annotation of a GenBank genome assembly
UCUCAAGAAACAAAUGCGAACAUUUUGGACAACCUGUUUUUAGCAUCAAAUAAUACUGAUGAGAGAGUGGGUGAUAACAUCAAAAAUAAAGUUGAGGAAGAAAAGACUCAAAUGAAACAUAAAGAAAGUACUGAAGUGUGGGAUAAUGAUGAUUUUAUUGCUAAUAUAAGUUUUAACCUGUUUUUAAUAUCAAAUGAUACUGAUGAAAAAGUGGAUGAUGGUAUCAUUGAAAGUAAAUCUACAUGGACUCAAGUGAAACAUAAAGAAAGUACUGAAGUGUGA